AUGAAGUUUGGAGAUCACUUGAGGGAAUCGGCUGUACCGGAAUGGAAAGAUAAGUAUAUUGAUUAUCGAUUGGGUAAGAAAAAACUGAAGGUUUUCCAAAAGAAUUUGGAACAGCAAGUUUCUGAUGGGUUGUCUAAUUAUGGGAGUUCUUCAGGUACGGUAAAUGCUCCUUUCUCUCUUUCGGAUCAGAGUGCCAGAUUGAGACGUAAUGAAAGUUCUUCUACAAGUUUGAGCAAAGGUUACAAUGUGCUACAGAAGAAGUCUAUUCAGGAUUUUAUACAACAUUGGCUUAUUGGUGAAGAACUCAUGAAAUGUAACGAUUUUUAUUCGUGGUUGUUAGAGGAAUCUAGAAGGAAAUUUGUUAUUUUGGAGGAUCAAUUGAAAUGUUAUCAUAAUCACGUAAAUUCUGAAACUGUGUCUCCAGCGGAUGAAUUCCAGGACAGUGCCAGCCAGUAUAAGAAGCCAGCGUAUGGGAGUAUUUCUCAUUUUUCAGAUAAUGCAAAGGAAGUGGUAGGGUUGGCUAAGAAUUUGGAAAAGUUCCUACGUCGACACGAUCUGGUUCCAUCAUGGCCUAAAGGGUUGUCCGAUGUAAAGGCUAAGAUGCUGAGUGCCCAGACGGGUAAGGAAACGUUUGGACGUACUUCGUUGGCUGUCAACGUUCAUCAGGCUGAGCGUUUGCUUAGCGAUGCAUUGAUUGGAUACUAUCAAUAUCUCCAACUGGUUAAAACAUAUAGAGACAUGAAUGUUACUGGGUUUCGUAAAAUGGUCAAAAAAUUCGAUAAGACGUGUAAAACGAAAGAGCUGCCGGCUUUCAUGGUCUACGCUAGAGAAAAUUCGCCGUUGUUCCGCCAUGUCAAUGCCUCUGUGCAAUUAAUGGCACAGAAGAUGAAACAAACGGCUAGCGCGCAAGCAGUGGGUAAAUUGAAAGUGGCAAACGACACUGAUGACCCAUUGAUUUGGUGGGAAAAUAAUGUCACACAGUGGUAUACUAAAGAUUUGACAAGAUCCGACUCGGCUCAAAAGAGACAUAACCAAAGGCUGAAGAAGUUGGCCAUUCAAUAUACGUUGAAUGAGCAAAUGAUUCAUAGGAAUAAUAGAGCGAUAAGUCAGAUGUUCUUCUCUGGGAUUGGAUUGGGUAUAUCUAUCGCUUUUAUCGUGUACACACUGUACCUAUCAUUUGUCGCUCCAGCUGACUCCAAUAUGCGCACAAUUUUGUUUCCGUUGUGGAGUGGUUGGUACAUGGUCUGGCUAAGUGGAUUGUUGUUUCUAUCAGACUGUUUUGUUUGGCACAGGAUGGGUAUCAAUUACAGAUUUAUCAUGUUGGGAGAAAUGCAGGCAAAAAAUGGUACACAGCUGUUCAACAAUGAUUUUGCAACAAGUGCUAUCUCUUUAAAGCUUUACUUUCUCACAUUUUUUGUCGCUUCAUGCGCUAUUUGUGCAUUGAUGAGUUUCCACUGGGAUGUAUUGACGCCGUAUGGUUUCAUAUAUCUUGGAGUCGUCAUUCUGUUAUUUCUUUGUCCAAACAAUAUCAUACCAUACUUCGAUAAGUUGGUCGAUGCCAGGAAAUGGAUACUUGCCACUGUAGUGCGGCUUGUAUUCUCUGGAUUUUAUCCAGUGGAGUUUGGUGAUUUCUUCAUUGGUGAUAUUAUUUGCUCCUUAACUUACUCAAUGUCGGACAUAGCGAUGUUUUUCUGCUACUACUCCUCUGAGCCAGGUUAUUUAUGUGGUUCUUCGCAUUCGAAAGCAAUUGGUGUAUUAUCAUGUUUGCCAAAUUACUGGAGAAUGUUGCAAUGUUUGCGAAGAUUUGGAGAUUCAGGUGACUGGUUCCCACAUUUAUUGAAUGCUUUCAAGUACGGAUUUGGGGUAGCUUACUACGCUGCCUUGUGUGCUUACAGAAUUUCGACUCAUAAGGAUGAAGUGCGUAAGCCAUUUAUAAUCCUUGCGACUUUCAAUUCAGUGGCGACUGCUGUUUGGGAUAUUGUGAUGGACUGGUCUUUACUUCAAACAUGCGGUCACAAUUGGUUGUUGAGAAACGAUCUUUAUUUGGCUGGUAAGCGUGAUUGGAGAACCGGUAAGUACUCAUUCAAAGGUAAAAUUAUAUAUUACCUUGCCAUGGUCUGGGAUAUCAUUAUUAGAUUUCAGUGGAUUGUUUACGCAGUGGCACCCCAAACCAUCCAGCAAAGCGCAAUAACAUCAUUCGUCCUCGCAGUGACUGAAGUUCUGCGUAGAUUCGUCUGGAUCAUCUUUCGUGUUGAAAACGAACACGUCGCCAACGUCCAUUUAUUCAAGGUUACGGGUGAAUCACCUUUACCAUACCCCGUCCUCAGAACAGAUAGUGAACUUGAUUCUCUCAAGGACAGAAGCUCAAGUUCAAUUUCUUUGUCGCAAAUGUACACUAACAUGGAAGAGCCUAUUGCUGCCUAUCACUCACUGCUCCGUAGACAGACAGGUCUCUUCGACAGUCUUUCCAGAUCCAUCCCAUGGGCUCAUGCUAGUGAUUUCCAAAGACCUCGCACAUACUCCUCAAAUCAAGUCUCGAAUCACGAUAGUGAUAGCGAAAGUGAAAUGGAAAGCAUCGUUUGA
Molecule: messenger RNA, 2583 nt
Organism: Torulaspora delbrueckii
Lineage: Eukaryota; Fungi; Ascomycota; Saccharomycetes; Saccharomycetales; Saccharomycetaceae
Gene: SYG1
Product: Syg1p
Exons: 1
Coding region: 1-2583 (860 amino acids)
Biological process (GO): cellular response to phosphate starvation; phosphate ion transport
Cellular component (GO): Golgi apparatus; cytoplasm; plasma membrane
Molecular function (GO): inositol hexakisphosphate binding
Source: RefSeq, a predicted model, not a curated record